UCUAAUAGAUUUUCGCCUCACUUUUGGAGGCGAAACAGCCAAGCUCCGCAGUCUAUCCCCACGACUGCGGUCCUAAUUAAUAAUAAAAUCGUGGUACUGUGUCCCGCGAGGGACGUAAAACCAGCAGGAAAGAAGAAGAAGAAGGAGGCGAAAUCAGGCUUAAUUCGGUCUCCUGGUUCUAGUCUUCAUAAUACUGACCUUGCUCGAAAGAGUCGAAAGUAAUCUCUUACAAUAUUAAAAAAUAGGGUGCUUUAUCAUUUGAAGAGGUUGUCAAGGUACAAAAAUUCUGAUCAAGAUGUCUAGCAACAAAGAUUCAAUAAAUUCCUUAAAUUCCACACACAUGAGAUCUCCUAAGGAACGUAAAAAUUGUCUGAAACGUGCCUUACAACAAACAUUGAUUUUACAGGAAGUAAUUAAUGAUUCCACGAUAAACAAACUGGAUGAAGCCAUAAAUGAAGUUGACCAUGUUACUUAUGAAACAAGCAUACAGGAAAAAGUUUCUAAUCAGCAGGAAGUACUUAUCGACUCACAAAUGAUGACAUCAUCUUCCAAGGUCUUAAAAACUUGCACUGUUUCGCUGACAAAGAAAAUGCGCGAUUAUGACCAUAUUGAUUUUUCUCAAAAACUGAUAAAACAUUUACAACAAACAUCAAAGGAAUCACAAUCUCCAAAUUGGUCACUUUUAGAAAGACUGGUAACAAAAUUGUUCAAAAGGGUUGCCAAUAGUAGCACAUUAUUAGGCACGUUGGAUCCUUUGGAGAAGAAGACAAUAACUAGGAAGAAACCUGAACAGAGAAUAGCAUCGCAAGCUGCGGUAAAAAUACCUGAUAAAGUAGUGCCAAACACAAAUAAAAACGAUGAAGACAGUGUGGAACGUACUGUGAGAAAGAUUAAAAAAUUAAUCACGUGUCAUUGUAAAGAGACAGGGAAACCACUCGAUUUUUUUCAACUGAUUCUGCAUCCCCAUGAUUUCGGAAGAACCAUUAGAAAUAUGUUAUACAUAUCAUUCCUUGUAAAAGAUGGGGUAGUGGAAUUGAAAAAAGAUAACAAAACUCUUACUGUAGAACCAUGUCGUAAAGAAACAAAUACACAAAGAAAUCGAUCUGGCGAUCGACUGGGCAUUCAGAGCGUCAUAUCAUUAAACAUGGAACAAUGGAAAAUGUUAACAAAGGCGUACAAACUGGAACAACCAAUGAUUGAUUUCGACGAGGAAAAAUAACUACUUUUUAUUCAAACUAUCAAAAGGGAUAUGUAAUUUUAUAAUAAUUUUUAUUUAUAGUUUUAGAUUUUUAGUUAGAUAUACCGUAUUAAUUCUUUACAUAAGUUUAAUUUAAAGAUUAAAAAAGCAAGAUAUGUAAUUGAUUACGUAUAUAAUGAAUAUUUUUUUUUUAACAUGAAUAAGAUUCUUUGCUUUUGAAUUUCACAUAAAUAAAAGCAAUUUUAUAAAUAUUCCACUAUGCGUUGUGUAUUUCACGAUAAAUUUAUCCAAUUAAAUUGAAGAUUAUAUUGUC
Messenger RNA from Monomorium pharaonis (pharaoh ant), 1511 nucleotides. RefSeq names its product non-structural maintenance of chromosomes element 4 homolog A (gene Nse4). Gene Ontology annotation, cellular component: nucleus; Smc5-Smc6 complex. The transcript has 8 exons. The coding region runs from base 296 to 1219 and encodes 307 amino acids. Gene Ontology annotation, biological process: DNA repair. NCBI's taxonomy places the organism in Eukaryota, Metazoa, Arthropoda, Insecta, Hymenoptera, Formicidae. The record is from RefSeq and is a predicted model, not a curated record.